Corylus avellana is the source of this 1259-nucleotide messenger RNA. RefSeq names its product Tetratricopeptide repeat (TPR)-like superfamily protein. Gene Ontology annotation, molecular function: protein binding. Gene Ontology annotation, cellular component: chloroplast thylakoid membrane. NCBI's taxonomy places the organism in Eukaryota, Viridiplantae, Streptophyta, Magnoliopsida, Fagales, Betulaceae. The record is from RefSeq and is a predicted model, not a curated record.
CUUUUCAGCGGGAAUCGGAAUCCCAUCCCUCCCUCUUACUCUCUCUCUCUCUUUCUCUCUUGUUUAUCCACUGGCACCAUGGCCGUGGUUCUCGGAAAUUUAGCUCUGUUACUAGACUUGGCCUCGCCUCGGACCGUAACACCGGACCGCAAGACCCGUACGGUGGCGCUCGACGUAUUAUUGAACCUGCCGAAGAGAUUAGACCCUCACGCUCACUACCACGCUUCUGUUGCCUCCAAGAGCUUCGAUUCGGACGGGGAGGCUAGGAGCCAGCGCAUCGUGGCGCGCGGCAAGUCGAAUUCGAAGGUUAACGGCGUGGAUUUCGACGCGGGCUCGAGCGACGAGGAGGGGGAUCAGGAGGAGCCGUUCGAUUGGGAGAAGGAAAUGCGGAAGAGAGUGAAGGAGAUCGAGGAGAGGAGGGAGCUGGUGAAGAAAGCGGAGGAGUUGCAGAGCCAAGUGGAGGAUGGUGAUGAAGGCGAGGGCGAUGAAGAGACCGAGGAAGAGAAGAGGAUGAGAGUGAGGAAAGAGCUAGAAAAGGUGGCUAAGGAGCAGGCGGAGCGGAGAGCCACGGCACAGUUGAUGUUCGAGUUGGGCCAAAAGGCUUAUGGAAAGGGUAUGUACGGACGGGCCAUUGAGUUUCUCGAAGGUGCUCUUACUAUCAUCCCUAGGUCCACACUAUUUGGUGGUGAGAUUCAAAUAUGGCUUGCUAUGGCUUAUGAAGCCAAUAACCGCCACAGAGAUUGCAUUGCUCUUUACCGGCAAUUGGAGAGGCAGCACCCAAGUGUCAGUAUCCGACGCCAAGCUUCAGAGCUUCGCUACAUUUUGCAGGCACCCAAGCUGAAGAUUUCCCAGGAGGAGAUGGUUACCAUUCCGCUGAUAGGUUCUACUUAUGACAGCUAUGCUGGAACAUGGAGUGAUAAAUACAAGAACCGGGAUCAGAAGAGAAGUUGGUCAACAACCAAUCAGCUUCCAUCAUCCAAAGACUAUCUGGGUGACUUUCUGGUUUGGCGACCUCCUACCGGAGUGGAGAAAAGUCAAGCUUUCUGGGUUGCGUUGACAUUAUGGUUGGGCUUGGUUGGAGCUGCCCUCUUUCUACAAAGAUGAAUCAUACAUAGAUAUGUCAUUGGUAUUUGUCAAUUCAUGAUGUGUUAAGUAAAAAAUAUAGGUUGUAAUUAUGUUCUUUAUGUAACUUUAAUUUUAAUCGAGAAAAUGUUGUGUGCAUGAAGUAGAAAGAUGCAUUCAUUUCUCAGUGUUCUUCU